Messenger RNA from Didymodactylos carnosus, 2301 nucleotides. The record is from the annotation of a GenBank genome assembly. NCBI's taxonomy places the organism in Eukaryota, Metazoa, Rotifera, Eurotatoria, Philodinida, Philodinidae.
AUGAUAAGGUGUCAAAUAUAUUUAAAUGAAUUGUUUGAUGAAAAUCAUCGACAAGAUGAACGUAUUAAAUUUCUAAAUAAUGAAUAUCGACGAUUAGAAGACGAAACUAUACGUUUACAGAAUGAACGAAAAGAAUUUGUUCAACAAAAACGUUCACUCAUAGAUGAUCUUGAUCGUCGUGAACGUUAUGCCCAUGAGAACACUGAUUUACAUGUUUAUAAUGAUUCACUUCGAGAAUCAAUAUGUAUGUUACAAGAAGAUAUGAGACAAUGUGAAAAAGAAAAAUUUGAAUUAUAUGAAACAAUAACAAAUUUUGAAGUGGAGAUAAAAGAUACCUUGAAAGAACGUAACGAGUACGCGAGAAAAUUUAAUGAUAUUGAAGUCUUAUUUACACAUGAACAGGAUGCUCGACGUUGUCUUGAACACCAGUUACAAGGAGCAGAAACACAAUUAAAGGAGAAUGCAAUAGUAAUUAAAAGUUUACGAACAAAUGUUGAAGAUUUGGAAUCAGUCAAUCGAGAUAUAACACAUAAAAACUUUGAACUCACAAAAAGUAUUGCUGAUUUACGUGAACAAUUACGAAUAGUUAAAAGCCAGUGUAUUGAAGCGAAUUUAUCAAUAUCAAGUUUGUGUGACAAUAGUAGCUCAGCUUCAUACGAUGAAAGUUUAAUGUGUAAUGAAUUUGACAUUUGGUCUCGAAGAUCAACAAUAUCUAAUGAAAAAUCAUUGUUUGCUGAAAUUAUUUCCAUUGAAAAUUUAUCGAGUGAAGUUGUUAACAGUUGUCUGGAGUCAUCAAACACGUUGGAAAACGUUAACGAUAUGGAAUUAAAAAUUUUAUUAUCAAAAUGUGAAACAUUUGAUUCGAUACAUUUGAAAGAUGUGCUUCAACAACUUCAUCUAAAUAGUCAAAAUAUGAAUAAUAUCAUAACAAAUUUGCUUGGCAAUGCACAAUGCGAAAUAGAUCGAAAGCAAAUAAGAGAAUCAUCGGAUACAAUGGACAAGCAUUUAACAACAGUAAAAUUAUUAAUAAAGAAAGUGAUUGAAAAUAAAGAUAUUGUAGAAGGACGAUUUAGAAAGUUACAAACUCUUCUUCUUGCUAGUCGCGAAAAACGUCAAUGUAUCGAAGUUGAAAUUGAUGAUUUCUUUCGUUUGGUGGAUCCACGUAUCGAAGAAAAGCCAUCAAACAUAAUUCAAACAUUGAAAACAUACCAGAAUGAACUUGAUUAUCUUCGGCAAACAAUACGUUCAUACGAUGAAAAAUUAAAUGGUACAUUAUCUCGUCAGCAAUCGCCAUUUCACUGUUCGAAAUCUGUGUCGAAUGUGUUUGCAAUUGAACAUUCUCAUCAAGUGUUUAAUCGUUCACGUUCACUGUCAAAUAUUAGCCAGAUUAUUAAAAAUGAUGACAAUCGUUCAUCACGUGCUGACUCCGGUGUUAUCAUUGACGAUAACAGUGUUAAUACAUCUCGUUCAAUUACACCAAUAAAUCAACAACAACAACAACAAUCGUUAACAACAUAUUUUAAUGAUGUAAUUGAUGCUAGUUCUUGCAUUACUAUGAAACAACAACAACCACAACAAUAUGACAGUUUGGAUGAAACGGUCACUGAGUCGUUACAUGAUACGUCUGGUUCAAUAAUAGAAAAUUUACUUGAAGAUAAUAACAAUUACAGUAACAGGAUAACAAAACGACGUUCUAAACAGAAGAGAGAUGUUUUAUCGUCAAGUUUAAUAAUGCGUACAUCAGAUCAUCUUUGUCUAUCUGAUGAACCAAAAAUCGAAAAAAAAGUUCACAUUCAAUUUGUUCAACAUAAUGAACAUAAUAGUUAUCUUAAAAAGUAAGUAUUUUAAUCGCAACUUAAUUAAUGGAAAGAUGACCCACGUAUAUAGUAGUACUAUGGAUUAAGAUCAAUGUGUCAAUAUUUGUUUCCACAUUUUUAUUCUUGAAAAUAAUCUUUUUACAUUUUUUGAAAAGAAAAAAGUUAACUGUCUUAAUAGUUAGUCUAACUAUGCUUUACUUAAUCAAUAUGUUUGUUUGCUUUUCCAUUGAAUAUCUUUUGUUUUAGAAUCAAAUGGUAUCUAUUUAUUAUUUUUCUUAUAAUUAUUUUCUAUUUAUUCAUAAUUGUUAUUCGUUAUUAUAUUCUUAUGAAUUCUUCACAUGAUGAUUGUACACGAUUCUCAAUUGUAUUUUGGCCAUUUGCCGCCUGUUCAAACUCGGGUUCGAUUAUGUAACUGUUUUUCGUUGAUCUUUUUUUUUUUGUGUGUGUGUCACAAUUAAUUAUUAAUUAGUCUAAUGUUACUUAU